Molecule: messenger RNA, 1728 nt
Organism: Pseudozyma hubeiensis SY62
Lineage: Eukaryota; Fungi; Basidiomycota; Ustilaginomycetes; Ustilaginales; Ustilaginaceae
Exons: 1
Coding region: 1-1728 (575 amino acids)
Biological process (GO): nitrate transmembrane transport; nitrite transport
Cellular component (GO): membrane
Molecular function (GO): nitrate transmembrane transporter activity; nitrite transmembrane transporter activity
Source: RefSeq, a predicted model, not a curated record
AUGCGCUCCAACACAAACAGCCUCAGCAACUCGGAUGAGUCCAAGGCUGACCUCGAGAUCCACGAGGCCAUCGCCAACGAUCAGCAUCCUGGUAUGGCUUCCAUGGUCCGUCCCGGCACAAACACCGGUGGCCUCGUCACCUCGGAAGAGUACAUGACCGAGGAUGAGAAGAAGACCAAGGACAUGCAGGACUUUGGUCACUACAAGUUCCAGUGGUCUUCGCUCUGGCGUCCCGCCGUCAUCAACCCCAUGAACGGCAAGUCGCACACUUUCCCGAUCCUCCGUAUCUGGGAUGCCUACUCGAUCGCCUUCUGGCUGGCGACGCUCGGUUUCUUUGUGGCCUUCCUCAGUUGGUUCGCCUUCUCGCCCCUCGUUCCCGAGGCCGUCAAGGUCGACCUCAAACUCUCGUCCGUUCAGGUGACACACUCCAACAUGGCCUCGCUCGGUGGUACUGCCAUCGUGCGUCUCAUCGCCGGUCCCGCUUGCGACCGCUUCGGUCCCCGAAAGGUCAUGGCCACUCUCCUCAUCAUCGGUGCCAUCCCUUCGGGUCUUGCUGCCCUCGUUCACUCCGCCAGCGGUCUCUACGCCGUCCGAUUCUUCAUCAGUAUCCUCGGCGCCACUUUCGUCUGCUGUCAGGCUUGGUGCUCCACCUUCUUCGACAAGUCGGUCGUCGGAACCGCCAACGCCUUCUCCGGUGGUUGGGGUAACAUGGGUGGUGGUGUCACCAUCGCUGCCAUGAUCGGUCUCUUUGAACGCUACCGCGCUGCCGGCUACUCGGCUCACCUUUCUUGGCGUCUAUGCUUCCCCACGCUCCCUGUGCCAUGCCUUCUCUUUGUCGCUGGUAUGAUCCUGCUCCUCGGUAAGGAUCACCCUGCUGGCAAGUGGAGCCAACGUCACCAGUUCAGCGGUACUGCCGUCGCCAUCGCUCAGGGCGAGAAGGUCGAGCUCGACGCUUCGGAGCGGGCAGAGUACGAACGCCGCGCUGCCGACAACGAGAAGGGACCUGCCAAGCUCGCUCACUUCCGCGAACAGGACCCUGCCGACGCUGGCAAGCACGUCGCCACUGUCGACACUGCGCAGGCGGAACCCAUGACCUUUAAGCGCUUGAUGGUCAUCCUCCAGGACCCUCGUGUUUGGAUGUGCUUCAUGUGCUACUUGCUCACCUUCGGUCUCGAGACUGCCAUGGACGCCGCUCUUCCCGGUCUCAUCACCACGCUCUUCCAGUCCCGAACCUUCACCGCCAUCGACGCUGCCUACGCCGCUUCGAUGUACGGCCUGCUCAACUUGUACGCACGUCCUCUCGGCGGUAUCGUCUCGGACGUCCUCUACUCCAGGUACGGUCUUCGCGGCCGUGUCAUCUGGCUGCUCUGCACCGCUUUCUCCCAAGGUAUCGCCAUGAUCGGUCUGGGUUUCUACUGCAACCACAACCCAACCCUCAGCGGCGUUUUGGCUUUCAUCUUCUUCAUCGGUACCACUGGUUUCCUCGCCAACGGUGCUAACUACGGUAUCCCCGCCAUCAUCUGCCCCUCGGCUAUCGGCACUGUCUCUGGUCUCGUCGGUGCUGCAGGUAACAUCGGCGGUCUGCUCUACCUCGGUAUCUUCCUCGCUGUCCCUGGUGCAAGGCCCAGGAGGACCCUCGGCACCAAGUUCUGGAUCGCGGGCGUCGUCAACGCAGGUGCUGUCCUGCCCUUCUUUGCCGUCUUGCUCCCCGGCAAGUACGGUGUCUAA